Messenger RNA from Knipowitschia caucasica, 1596 nucleotides. The record is from the annotation of a GenBank genome assembly. Lineage: Eukaryota; Metazoa; Chordata; Actinopteri; Gobiiformes; Gobiidae.
AUGAACAUGGACACGCGUUUAAACACUUCUGCUGUGCAUCAGCUUCCAGAGAACACCAAUUGCUUGGCGUUGUCAGAAGAUGGUCAGUUUUUCACUAUUGGGCACAAAGGACUCUCAGUUUGGUGUGCAACCUCAUACAGGUCGAUUGCUGAGUGGUCUCAAAAUAACGUAGAAAUAACAUCUAUUCAACUGACCAGGCUGUCAGGAAAGACCUACCUCCUGGGAACGAUUGAUGACAUGGGGGUUGCCAGAAUCCUAAUCAAUCAAUCAGAAGUAAUUCAACUUCUCUGCAUCAUUAACACAAUGGAGAAUAUCAACAAUCGAAGUAUUUGCGUCUCAUUUCAAUUGUCUCAAGGAGGAGAUUAUGGAGUCACUUCAAUGAGCUGCAAUGGUGCAUCUUGGAUUGAAGUGUUUUAUUUUCCCAUAGAUACAUGGCUAAAAGAGUGUGCAUCAGCUCUUUCUCAACAGGAUUCAAAGGCCUCUCUCGUGUCAGAGGUUCAGUGGUCUCCUAUUGAAAUGAUACAUCAAAUCAAGCCACUACAUUCUGUGACAGACACUAUUCCUGAAAGUCAUCCUCAGUUCCACUCACAAUACCUGGCCUUGGAUGGAAGCUGCAGUGUAAGUUUCUGCACCGUACACUUUCUGCUACCAUUAUCUGAUGAGAGGAAAGAUAACAAAGAUAUCCCUAAUGCUUUGUGCGUGUGGUGGGGUGGACGGAAACAUCUUCUUAAGUACUCCCUCCAAAAAACAACUAACAUUACCAAUGUUUUGCCUGGAACCGUGUGGCCAAAUGCAAACACAAUCAAUUGUUCCACGGUCAGCGCAUGUACUCGCUACAUUGCUCUUGGUCUCGCUGAUGCGCUGGUGUGCAUUUGGGAUAGAAACUACUGCUCGCCAUUGUCGGUCUUUUCCAUGUCAGACAUGGAUAGCCCCCUUUCUGCAAUUUAUUUUCUGGAUUACAAUGAUGCCCUCAGUACAUGUGAUGCUAAACAUCUUUUAAUGAAGUGCAAAAGUCGGGCAUUGUACACAACAAGAAAGAUAACACGAGAAAAGAACAUCCGUGCGGUACAAUGGACUGAGAGGUUACACAAUCUGCACACAAUGGUAAAAGACAGUGGUGACCUCUCAGCUGCAGCAGCUGUGCCAUUUCUGCACAACUUGGUGCUCUUGAUUCAAAGAAACGGUGAGAUGUAUUUACAAGACGUCAUCAAUAAAACAAAGGUGUGCUCUUUGAUGAUACCUUCGAAACACAUGCUCGCUACCUCCUGCAAUCCUGUGUUUGCUCUGAACAGCCGACUACACACUCUCCUCAUUCAAGGUACAAAGGAUCCUCUGUCAAUGGAAGCUGGCCACAAUCAGCUUUACAUUUUCCACUUAGGAGAGUGUGACAUCUUAAAGCCAUACUUAAUUACACCCUCAGACUGUGCGAAGGAAGAGAAAUGUCACUUUGCCAAACUUGAGGAUUGGUGUAGCCGCUAUCUCCAAGACAGGAGGAUAAAUGCACAAGAAAGGGCCAAGGACAUGAGACAAACAUGGAUGCAGCUACAGGAAACAUCAGCUGCAUCAAAUUCAAGGCAUCUUACACCCCACGUUUGA